GGGUAGGAAACUGGUUUAUAAAUCCAUAUAUCCCUAAUUUUUGCUCCCAUUCUCAUUAUAUAAAACGUACCAGCUCGGUUCUAAAAAAAAAAAAAAAAAAAAAAGGUACCAGCUAGGCCUGUCAAACGCAAAAACAAAAACAAACGAUUGGGUAAUAAAAACGCUCCGCCGGUUCAACGAUUCAGAAACAAAAGCCUGUUUGACAAGAAAACCUUAUCAGUGGAUCCUUUUACAAGAAAAACAACCCUUUAAAGCUCAAAUUUACUCUCUUCAAUCAAUCACACGCUCUCUCAUCAACCAUGACUCAAUUCCCAUCGAAUCUUCCCCAAAUCCCCUUAUCCUUCUCCGCCGCCGUCCUCGUCCUCGUCAUCUUGUUGGGCCCACUACCAGCCCGAACCGACGCCCGAAAGGCCCAUGUCAUCAACUUCCGAUCCCCAAAUCUUUACCCGGAGGGCAUCGCGUGGGACCCCUCGGCCCAGCACUUUCUCGUCGGCUCCCUAACCGACCGCAAAAUCGUCUCCGUCUCCGACGCCGGCGUCGCCGAAACCCUACUCUCCGACACCGACCUCCCUGAGAACGUCACCAUCCUCGGCAUCGCCGUCGACUCCCUCAACAACCGCCUCCUUGCCGCUGUCCACGCCAUGGAACCCCUCCCUCACUUCAACGCCCUCGCCGCCUACGACCUUCGCACGCGCCGCCGCCUCUUCCUCUCCCCCCUCCACGGCGCCGAAAACGACACCGUCCGGCAGAUCGCCAACGACGUCGCCGUCGACUUCAAGGGAAACGCCUACGUCACGAACUCCGCCGGGAACCUCAUCUGGAAGGUGAACGACAAAGGAGAGGCCUCGAUCUUCUCCCGAUCACCGGCGUUCUCCGCCCACGACGUCGAUCGCGACUCGCCAUUCGCGUUCUGCGGCCUCAACGGCGUCGCUUACGUCAGCAAGGGUUACCUCCUGGUGGUCCAGAGCAACACCGGGAAGAUGUUUAAGGUCAGCGAGGGCGACGGCGCCGCCAGGCUCGUCCUCCUGAACAAGGACCUGCCGCUCGCCGACGGGAUCGCCGUCCGCGGCGACGGCGCCGUUUUGGUCGUCUCGCCGAAUAAGCUUUGGUUGCUGAAGAGCCACGACAGCUGGGGGGAAGGGGUAAUUUAUGACGAAAUUGCCCUUGAUGAGGAGAGAUUUCCGACUUCGGUGACCGUGGGUGGCGACGGGAGGGCGUAUGUGUUAUAUGGGCAUGUUUUGGAGGGCAUUAUGGGGAAUUCGGAUAGGGAGGUGUUUGGGAUAGAGGAAGUGAGAUCGGAGAAGGAGAACAAGGAAGAGAGUGUUUGGAUAUUCGUUUUGGUUGGACUCGGGUUGGCUUAUUUUCUGUUUUGGAGAUUCCAGAUGCGGAAACUUAUCGCCAACAUGGACAAGAAGACAAACUGAUUUUUUUUUCCUUUAAGUUUAAUUUUGCGACACGUCGUUUUUAAUUUAUAGUGCUUGUGACUGAUUGUGUUGGUUACUAUUUAGGUUGUUAUGUGCGUAUUCCAAUUGAGAAAUGUGUAACCAAGUUUAAGAAUUUCUAGUCGCA
Molecule: messenger RNA, 1569 nt
Organism: Morus notabilis
Lineage: Eukaryota; Viridiplantae; Streptophyta; Magnoliopsida; Rosales; Moraceae
Exons: 1
Coding region: 300-1424 (374 amino acids)
Cellular component (GO): endoplasmic reticulum
Source: RefSeq, a predicted model, not a curated record